Messenger RNA from Cercospora beticola, 2073 nucleotides. It is a transcript of the gene AIM25, whose product is annotated as Aim25p. The record is from RefSeq and is a predicted model, not a curated record. Gene Ontology annotation, molecular function: phospholipid scramblase activity. Lineage: Eukaryota; Fungi; Ascomycota; Dothideomycetes; Mycosphaerellales; Mycosphaerellaceae. Gene Ontology annotation, biological process: plasma membrane phospholipid scrambling. Gene Ontology annotation, cellular component: plasma membrane.
GUCAUCACCAACACAACUUCAGGUUCUUCCACUAACGAACAUGUCUACAGCGCGAUGGUUGCUCAGACUUCCUAGAGUAGCGAGCACAGAAUCUGCUCAGACUCAAGGUAGGGUGAGAUGCGGUCAACUACAGCAAAGGAGAUGGAAAGGUAGUCGAACUCCACGCAAACCGCCACCGCGAGCCCGACCAUGGGCAAGCAUACCGAAGAAAGAUGGAAAUGAGCACAGUACCAAUUUGAGUCGCGAAAAACAGGAUCGCAGCCUGGAGGAGAGAACGGCGAACAUAUCGAGGCAGCAACAUGAAGCCCCGCAGGAAGAGGCCCAGCAGCCCACCCAAGCGCCCGACCAGACAACAGCAGGACGAAACACCCAGCUCGCCGCUACCCUCGCCGAAGCAGACACAUCCGACCUGGUGACAGAAGUUCGUAUCCCAGACGAUCCUUAUGGCGUUCUUCCGCCAGAUCACCCGGCCCUUGCGAUCCUGUCGAAUAGCUCGCUGGUCAUUCAACGCCAGCUAGAGAUGAUGAACGUCAUGCUUGGUUUUGAACAAGCAAAUCGUUACAUCGUCAUGGAUGGACAGGGACAGACAAUAGGGUAUAUCGCAGAACAAGAUCAUGGCAUGGGCAGCAUGUUCAAGAGGCAGAUGUUCUCGACACAUCGAAGUUUCACGACACACAUAUUCGAUAAACAUGAGCGGGAAGUGCUGAGGAUACAUCGCCCAUUUGCUUGGAUCAAUAGUCGCAUCAGGAUAUACGAUCCCGUUCCUCCGGGCGGCUAUGAAGAGCGAGAAACGUCAACGAGCACGGCUUUGCAAGGCACGAGCGCGAGCUCUGUCGUGGACCAGACUGCUGUUGCGCAGAUCUCGCCACUGAAGCUCGAGGAGAUGCGUGUCAUCGGCGAGACGAGACAAAUAUGGGCUCCACUGAGAAGGAAAUAUGCGAUGGCGACCUAUCGACCUAGCGAAGACCCGUCAGAUCCCUACAGCGCACCGCGCAUUGAAUCUGGCGAGCGUCCAACCUCCGACACCAAAGACGUGACAGUCACAGAAGCAAAGACCGGAGACAGUGCGAUCGAAGCGGGAAUGAGACAAUUCGCUCACGUUGACGAACCAUUCCUAUCCUGGGACUUUACGCUACGCAAUGAAUCAGAAGAGACAAUUGGUAGCGUGAAUCGCAACUUCGUUGGCUUUGCACGAGAAAUAUUCACCGAUACUGGUGUCUAUGCUUUGCGUAUGGACAGCGCUGCUCAACAGGCUCAGCUUCAGGAUCCGGACGGGAAAGCGGUAGCUGAAUAUCAACGCGAAGGCACAGCUAUGACUCUUGACCAAAGAGCUACAAUGCUCGCCACGGCGGUUUGCAUAGACUUCGACUACUUUUCGAGGCACUCGGGCGGUUCCGGCAUGAUGCCCAUGUGGCUACCGUUUGGCAUGGGUGGCGGAACCGCUGCGGAGGGUGGAGCUGCAGCCGGUGCUGCUGGGGCUGCCGGAGCUGCAGAAGGCGCUGGCGCCGUCGAAGGUGCCGCUGCAGGCGCUGUUGGAGCAGCAGGUCGUGCUGGCGGCGCGAUUGGGGCCGGCGAAGGCGCCAUAGCAGGUGCAGGAUCCAUGGCAGGAUAUGAAGCCAUGCAACGUGGCAUGCACGGCCCUCGAGGAGGCGAUGAUGCCAGUCCGACUGCGAACGAGCCUUUUGCCGGGGACGGGCAGUAUCCGCCGCAGGACAAUGCACCCAGCAGCAGCAAUGAUACAUGGGGAGAGAAUGACGACCCCUGGGGAAGAGGAGGACCAGGAGAUGGACCACCCCCACCAAGUGCUGGUGGAGAAGGUGGCGGCGAUGGCGGAAGUUGGACAGAUGCCAUUGGGGACUUUUUCGAUGUUUGAUAUCGAGAGGGGUUGGGAACAGUUUUGACUACUCCACUCACAUCGUGUGCAAUGCAUGGCGAGGCUGAGGGCAUUCAGCAUGGCCAAUAUUCGAGGCCUACAGAACCGGAUAGAGUGUAUGAAUAAUGACGAGCAGAAACCUUCUUCACUUCCGCCAGGAUCAAAAGGCUGAUGAAACUUCAAGACUUCUCCACUCGCUU